AUGGCUAUCUUUAAUCUAGGCAACACGCACCUCAAACUACCCCCCGACCGCAUCGCCCGGCACGAUCUCGUAAAAGCACACCAAAACUUCGCCAAAGCCCUAAACUACCUCAAAAACGACCCGUCCACCCCACCGAAGCAAGUCUCGCGCCUCUGCCAGAAGCUCAUGGAGACCUCGAUCCGCCUCAGCAUGACUGCGCGCGAAAGCGCGGCGCGCAAACAGCAUGCUGACCAGGGGCGCGAGUACGCCAAAACGGCGCUGGAGAACGCGCGGAAGUGCGAGGAUGAGUGCAUGGUUGCGCAGGCGGAGUUCAUGCUUGCGUGCGUGGGGGCAUGGAAGGUGUAUGUGGCUGCGAGAAUGAGUAGGGUGGAGCCGAGUAGUCAUCCGAAACGGGAGGGUGCUGAGGUACUGCUGGAGCAGAGGUUGGAGGAGUUGAGACGGUUCCCGCAUUUGGAUGUAGAAGUUUAUGAGGCGCAGGCGAGAAAGUAUCUAGGGUAUUUGAGGCCGAGAUGA
Messenger RNA from Coniosporium apollinis CBS 100218, 513 nucleotides. RefSeq lists its product as uncharacterized. The coding region runs from base 1 to 513 and encodes 170 amino acids. The record is from RefSeq and is a predicted model, not a curated record. NCBI's taxonomy places the organism in Eukaryota, Fungi, Ascomycota, Dothideomycetes. The transcript is spliced from 2 exons.